Drosophila simulans is the source of this 1084-nucleotide messenger RNA. Its product is annotated as inactive pancreatic lipase-related protein 1. Gene Ontology annotation, biological process: lipid metabolic process. Lineage: Eukaryota; Metazoa; Arthropoda; Insecta; Diptera; Drosophilidae. The record is from RefSeq and is a predicted model, not a curated record. Gene Ontology annotation, molecular function: lipase activity. Bases 32 to 1066 code for a protein of 344 amino acids. The transcript is spliced from 3 exons.
AUCCGAGCUUAGAGCGGUUUAGACUCUAGUCAUGAGCAAAUACAGCACGCUGAUCCUUCUUCUGACAAUAAUCUCCGGUUUCUGCAAAGGAGAAAAUCAUACGCGUGGGUGGCUGCCAGAGUUCUGUGUCGUCGGCGAGCAAAAGUGUCCCAACUCGCGAGUUUCGUUUUGGCUUUAUACCAACCAAACACGCGACGAUCCCAUACAACUAGAUCCUUUGAAUCCGCAAAAGGACAUCUUCAAGCCGCGUCUGCCACUCAAGAUACUCAUCCAUGGAUUUAUAGGCAACAGGAACUUGACACCCAAUUUGGAAGUUAGAGAUGUGCUGCUCCAAACUCAGCCUGUAAAUGUGAUAUCCGUGGACUAUGGGACAUUGGUGCGAUGGCCGUGCUAUUAUCCUUGGGCCGUGAAUAAUGCACCAAUUGUCUCUGAGUGUCUGGCCCAGAUGAUAAACAAUCUUAUCUCAGCUGGCAUCAGCAGACGUGAGGAUAUUCACUUGAUAGGCUUCAGUUUGGGAGCCCAAGUGGCUGGAAUGGUGGCCAACUAUGUGAGCCAACCUCUGGCCAGGAUAACUGGCCUGGAUCCUGCGGGUCCUGGCUUUAUGAUGCAGCCCUCCUUGCAGCAAAAACUGGAUGCCAGUGAUGCCGACUUUGUGGAUAUCAUACACACCGAUCCGUUCUUCUUCUCGAUGCUGCCGCCAAUGGGUCAUGCAGACUUCUACCCCAAUCUCGAUCAGCUUAAUCAGCGGGGAUGCAGUUACAUCAGCAACUGGAGGUUUUACAACUGCAAUCAUUACCGAGCAGCCGUAUACUACGGAGAAUCGAUAAUCUCGAGAAGGGGUUUUUGGGCCCAGCAAUGCGGCGGAUGGUUCGAUUUCUUCUCGCAGCGGUGCAGCCACUACUCCAAUAUGCCCAAUACGCAAAUGGGUUACUUUGUCUCAGAAGAUGCCUCUGGCUCGUACUUUCUCACCACCCAUGAGGUUGCUCCCUUUGCCAAAGGACCUCUGGUUGAAGUCGAAUUUGACGUUUCGGAACUUCGAAAUUUCACGGAAAUAGAAUUAAGAUGAAAUAUAAAUAAGUUUAAU